ACGUGGGAGAAACCUACUAGUUUGCCGCCGACUUGAGAACGAAGCAGCGGCAGAAGCAGAAAGGAGGAGGUUGGAAUUGAUUUGUUAAACCCUAAAGCUUAAACCCUAAGGUGAAGGUUGCACGCUAUGGCUUACCAUGGAGGCAAUCUCAAGUCGACCUCCAUCAAUGGCGUCAAGAUGUACAGCGUUGCUUCUCAGCAACCCUCUCUCGCCACCUGGCUUGACCCCAACAAGCGUCGAGCCCUCCGCAAAGACAAAAAUUAUAUGCAAAGAGUGGACUUGAUUCAGGACCUCCGCUUCGAAACUGCCACCACCAAAAUCAAGGCCACUCCUGACGGCGAGUUCCUCAUUGCAUCAGGUAUAUACCCACCCCAAGUCAAGGUUUAUGAGCUCAGGGAACUUGCCCUCAAGUUUGAAAGGCACUUGGAUUCUGAGAUUAUUGAUUUUGAGGUUUUGGCUGAUGAUUAUUCAAAGCUUGCGUUUUUAUGUGCCGAUCGUUCUGUUUAUCUACAUGCAAAAUAUGGAAAACAUUACAGUUUGCGCAUUCCAAGAAUGGGUAGGGAUAUGGCUUAUGAUUGCUGGUCAUGUGAUUUGCUUUGUGCUGCCUCUUCUCCAGAACUUUACAGAAUUAAUUUGGAACAGGGGCGUUUUUUAUCUUCCCUCAACACUCAGUCGCCAGCGCUAAAUGUAGUUUCUCGAAGCAAGCUUCAUGGUUUAGUUGCUUGUGGUGGUGAAGAUGGUGCUGUGGAAUGUUUUGACUUGAGAAUGAAAUCUUCAGUUGGUAGGAUUAAUGCUGUUGGACCUGCUGGUGACAUCGACCAGGAGGUCACAGCAGUAGAGUUUGAUGAAAAAACGGGUUUCUUAAUGGCUGUUGGAAGCAGUGCAGGGAAGGUUCUCGUCUAUGACUUGCGUUCAUCACAUCCUAUACAGGUGAAGGAUCACAUGUAUGGCAGUCCGAUAUUAGACAUUAAGUGGCAUCAAACUCUUAAUUCUGAACGGCCAAAGUUAAUUACCACUGACAAUCACGUUGUUAGAAUAUGGGACCCUGACACAGGAGAAGGAAUGACAAGCAUUGAGCCCACAGCUGGAGCAAUAAAUGAUAUAUGUACAUUCCCUGGCAGUGGAUUGAUGCUGUUGGCUCUGGACUGCAGUCAGAUACCAUCGUAUUUCAUACCUGAACUCGGACCUGCUCCAAAUUGGUGUUCUUACCUGCAAAAUCUUACUGAAGAGCUAGAGGAGGGUGCGCAGACGACCAUCUAUGAUGAUUAUAAAUUUUUGACAAAAGAAGACCUUGAGAGGUUGAGGUUGACUAAGCUGAUUGGAACGAAUCUACUCAGAGCUUACAUGCAUGGGUUCUUUGUUCGUUAUUCGUUGUAUAAAAAGGCAAAAGCUUUGGUAGAGCCUUUUGAUAUUAGUGAAUACAUUGAACAGCAGAAAAAGGAGAAGCUAGAAAAAGAAUUUGCUGGACAGCGAAUUACGAAAAAGAGAAAAUUGCCCAAGGUCAACCAAAAGUUUGCAGAGAGGUUUUUGGAGUAUGAAGAAGCAGAAAAUGAAACUAAAGAUAUAGAUGAAAAUGAGACCAACAAGCCAUCCAAGAAAAAGAAGGCACUUGAUAUUAAUAUUCUUAAAGAUGAGCGAUUUAAAGCAAUGUUUGAAAAUAAGGACUUUGAAAUUGAUGAGUACUCGCACGAAUAUAAGGCUUUACACCCGGUUUCUUCUAACAAGCGAGCAUCUCUGGUGGAAGAACACUUCAGACCUGCCAUGGAAGAUGAAGAUGAGAAUCAUAGUGAUUCUGAUGCAACAUCAGAGGAUGAGCCUGACUAUGGAAACAGCAGAAUAAAAGGGAAAGGACGAGCUCCAAGAUUGAUUGAGGCCAAGGAUGAGCGGCAUGCAGAGGCAUUCAGGAGUGGUGCAUCACUUGCACAUGAGGAGUUGCUGCCAUUGGGAGAAAGGGUAAAAGCCCUCAGAGAUGAUCGGCGGGUUUCUGCCCUCCCAAGUGGUGUCAAGCUGGGCCCUGGAGGGUCACGUGAGAUUUCUUUCAGAGCUAGAGGCUCCUCAAAGUAUAAAGAGGAUGAUGAUGAAGAAGCAGAGCGUGGAAAGAGAAGGGGAAUUCAUUCAUUGGGGCUAAAGCAAAAUAAGAAUGGAUUCGGAAGCCGAGGCAGAGGAGGCAGGGGAGGCAGAGGGGGCAGGGGAGGCAGUGGGGGGAGAGGUGGCAGAGGGGGAAGAGGCAGAAGAGGUCGCGGGUAAAAAGAUCAUUAUGCUUAUGGCAGCUCAAUCGGUGAUCUAGGCAAUUUUGUGGGAUAGUGGAGUCUUUUUCAUUUAGAUGUUGUAUCUUUGCUGGUCUUUAAUCAUUUUGUUGUUAAGAUAGUGUAUUCAAGUUAGGAAAUUGCCGAACAUAUAAUGUAUACGACGUUGGUAUCGUCUUUUUUUGUGGAGACUACUGUACUGCAGUUUUAUCUUUU
Molecule: messenger RNA, 2462 nt
Organism: Rosa rugosa (rugosa rose)
Lineage: Eukaryota; Viridiplantae; Streptophyta; Magnoliopsida; Rosales; Rosaceae
Exons: 16
Coding region: 127-2247 (706 amino acids)
Biological process (GO): maturation of SSU-rRNA from tricistronic rRNA transcript (SSU-rRNA, 5.8S rRNA, LSU-rRNA)
Cellular component (GO): small-subunit processome; 90S preribosome; nucleus
Molecular function (GO): protein binding
Source: RefSeq, a predicted model, not a curated record